Rosa chinensis is the source of this 992-nucleotide messenger RNA. RefSeq names its product glycine-rich protein A3. The transcript is spliced from 2 exons. Bases 73 to 624 code for a protein of 183 amino acids. Lineage: Eukaryota; Viridiplantae; Streptophyta; Magnoliopsida; Rosales; Rosaceae. The record is from RefSeq and is a predicted model, not a curated record.
UCUAUUUCAUUAUUCUCUUCUCUUUUGUCUAUUUUGCUCUGCGCUAAGUUUUGAACUGAUCGACAAACAAACAUGGGUGGUGGUAAGGAUAAGCAUCAAGGUGGUGGCAGUGGUGAAGAAACUGACAAGGGCCUUUUCGGUAGUCUUUUACACGGCGUUGCCGGAGGACAGCAUGGCUACCCACCUCAACAACAUGGCUACCCUCCACAGGGGUAUCCACCGCAACAGGGAUACCCUCCACAGGGCUAUCCACCGCAGCAGGGUGGAUAUCCCCCACAAGGGUACCCGCCAGCUGGGUACCCGCCGCAGCAGGGCUACGCUCCACAAGGGUACCCGCCCGCCGCUCACGGCGGUCAUUCUGGAGGAGGCCAUGGUAUGGGGGGAAUACUAGCAGGGGGUGCAGCUGCUGCUGCAGCCGCAUACGGCGCUCACCAAUUGACAGGCCAUCAUGGUCAAGGCUCUCACCAAGUCUCCCAUGGCGGCUACUAUCCAUCUCACGGCAUGCCAGGGUUCGGGGGGCACGGCAAGGUUAAGCAUGGUAAAUUCGGGAAGCAUGGGGGCAAGCACGGCAAGUUUGGGAAGCACGGGAAGCACGGUGGAGGCAAGUUCAAGAAGUGGAAGUAAGGGGCACGAUCCUGACCCGCAGCUCAACUGGAUGCUGAUUUAGAACUCUAUAGACCUUAGAUAAAUAAACAAAACUAUGAACUACAUUAUGCUGGUCUGUAGUUGAUGUUGGCUGUUAAUUUCAGAAUCUUUGGGUUUUGCAUUAUUUGCAAAUAUCCCAUUCCCCUUUAGACUUUAAUUCUAUGGUGCUGCUUGACUGAGUAUAUAUCUCUAUCAGGGAAUAUCAUUAUCGUUUCCGCUUGUAGAGUUGUAAUGCACUAUGCUUCUAUGCCUUAUACAGAUUCUGUUCUGGGGGUUAGUGGAGCCUUCUGACUUUCUAUUAUAUCGUGAUUCUGGUGUGACCUUGAACACUGGGUGCUACUUCUUUU